Molecule: messenger RNA, 2429 nt
Organism: Engraulis encrasicolus (European anchovy)
Lineage: Eukaryota; Metazoa; Chordata; Actinopteri; Clupeiformes; Engraulidae
Gene: atf4a
Product: activating transcription factor 4a
Exons: 3
Coding region: 287-1774 (495 amino acids)
Biological process (GO): regulation of transcription by RNA polymerase II
Cellular component (GO): ATF4-CREB1 transcription factor complex; ATF1-ATF4 transcription factor complex; nucleus
Molecular function (GO): DNA-binding transcription activator activity, RNA polymerase II-specific; RNA polymerase II transcription regulatory region sequence-specific DNA binding
Source: RefSeq, a predicted model, not a curated record
UUUGUCCUUCAUCAGAUAUUUCAGCAUUCCGAGCGACAGGCUCUCCCGCCCAAAAUGGCAGUGUAGCGCGCAGCGGCAUAUUUAGCAGCGGCAAAUCCGGCAGUGCAUAGGCAAACUGCACUGGCUUUAUUCGGCAAAAUGGCGUCUCUCAAGGCAAAACCCCACAGCUUUGCUGCCGUAGACAGCAUACGACUCCCACUCGAGCCUUCAGAAACCCUUCUACUACUACCACCCCUCUCCCUCGUUGCAUCUCUGACCCGCAUCAGCAGCAGCAGUGACAGCGACCAUGAUGUUGUCUCUGAGCUCCCAGCUGGCUAUGGAGGACAUGGGGGGCCUGUUCUUGGGCUCCUCACUUCUGAUGGAUGACCCCAUCGGGCCCCUUCUGGACAAUGAAGAGGAACUGCAGCAGUCUCAGUCUCUGCCUCAGGGGCGCGCUUCGUCGCCCCUUUCUCCUCUCUCUUCCUCCUACGCUGACUCCUGCUCCUCCUCUCCCUUCUCCUGUCUGUCUCCUCCUCCCUCCCCUCCUCCUCCCUCUGCUGCCCAGCUGGGCUCCUCCAAGGCCUCCGACCUCUCUCUCCCCUCUCUGCCCUGGCUCUCUGCAGACGAGCUGCUGACCAGCUCACACAUGGGCGCAGAUGAUGGCAAAGGGGAUGCGUUCUCCGGAAUGGAUUGGAUGGCGGAGAAGAUCGACCUGAGCGACUUCGACCUAGACUCUCUCAUCGGGUCCUACGAGUCCGACGAUCCGCCGAGUUCUCCCGAAGAGCUGCUCGCCUCCCUGGACUCCCUGGAGUCCCACAUGGACCUGGACCUGGGCCUGGAUCCACUGGUCCCCCCGGUCUCCACCUCCAUCACCUCCUCCUCCUCCUCCUCCUCAGUCACCUCCUCUGAAGAAGAGUGCUUGGCUCUCUCCUCCUCCCUGGAGGUCGACCCCACACCACCAGCAGUCACCACCACCACCACCACCACCGUGGUGUCCCCAGAAGAUCUAGAAGUAGCCAGCCUCCUCGUCCCAGAGCCGGCCGCUCUGGAGAUCGAGAUCAAAUCUGAGCCUUCGUCUCCGGUCCCGUCUCCCCUGUCCGCCACCUACACCCUGGAGUUGGGGAGUGAGGUGGACGUGUCUGAGCUGGAGAAAGUGGUCGUGUCUCCUUCCGUGGCGGCGGCCGCAGCAGCAGCAGCAGCGGUGACAGACCCGGAGUCCCUUCAGGCAUCCAGCAGCAUCGUCCUGUCCCUCUCUCCCUCGCACAUCGUGGUGGUCCUCGCCAGUCCUAAGGAGGAGCCCGGUGAUGGUCAGACGUCAUUGAGCUCCUACGAAGAGCCGUCUGAUAGCGACAGUGGCAUCGGUUCAGUGGCCGGAUCCCCCGCUGCGCACCACCAGCGGAGUCCGCCCCCGUCUCCGUCUCCCGUGGCUGCCGUCGCCGGCCAUGGUGGGUCCUCCAGAACCAAGCCCUACUCCAAACCGGACCCGGACGCCGCCGCCGCUGCUGGCUCCUCCUCGGUCGGCGGGAAGGUGAAGAGCGUCUCCGGCGCCCCGAAGGUGGUGGAGAAGAAGCUGAAGAAGAUGGAGCAGAACAAGACUGCGGCCACGCGCUACCGCCAGAAGAAACGCGCCGAGCAGGAGACGCUCAACUCCGAGUGCACCGACCUGGAGAACCGCAACCGCGAACUGGCGGAAAAGGCCGACUCCAUCAGCCGCGAGAUCCAGUAUCUGAAGGAUCUUCUGGAGGAGGUGCGAGGAGCGGCCAAGAACCGUAAGAGCAAGAGCAGCUCGGCCUAAAAGUCACGACAACCACGACAGCGGCACGAGACAAAAUGGAGAACGGCUGAGUUUUUAGGCAAAGUUCAAUCAAAAGGGCUGAGAGAUUUUAGAGUGGAAGCAUCAGCAUGCUGGUCUCUCAGUCCUUCAGUUAAUCCCCUGAAUAAAUUUGUAGAUUAAUCGUCAAAUAUUGGCCGUUGUUGUCCUGUAAUGUCGAGUAAUAAUAUAGUCUCGAAGUGACUAAUCAUAUCAUGAUGACGUGUACUUCCCCAGAAUACAAGAAUCAGUUCAUUCAAAUGUCAUUUUUAUUUUAAAUGUCCCCCUCUACCUUGUCCCCCUCUACCACUAUGUCUCUCUUCUAUGCUCUACGCUCUCUCUCUCUUCGCCCUCUUCUCUCCUCUGCUCUCUCUCUCUCUCUCUCUCUAUCUCUCUCUCUCUCUCUCCUCUGUUGUCAUUUGGAAUGCAGCUAGAGUCCUCAUGUCCAGUAAGGGGCCUAAUGAAAUUGCAAAAUCUUGUUACACACUGAAAUCUUUCAGUUUUAUUUUAUUUUAUUUUGUACAUAGGCUUAAAGCGCUUCUGCGUGGGUUUUAUUUAUCACCUUAUGGUCCAUUUUUUGUGUAGCUGUCUGCUUGUACAAUGCCACAUUGUUUUCUAUUAAAGCUUUAUUCAGACUCAA